This is a messenger RNA of Priapulus caudatus, 1833 nucleotides long. RefSeq lists its product as uncharacterized. Gene Ontology annotation, biological process: proteolysis. NCBI's taxonomy places the organism in Eukaryota, Metazoa, Priapulida, Priapulimorpha, Priapulimorphida, Priapulidae. Bases 1 to 1833 code for a protein of 610 amino acids. Gene Ontology annotation, molecular function: aspartic-type endopeptidase activity; nucleic acid binding; zinc ion binding. The record is from RefSeq and is a predicted model, not a curated record. The transcript has a single exon.
AUGUCUUCCCUGAAACAGCUGGAUAUAGGAUUAUUUCCUGAGUUUGAUCUGGCGGGAGAUCCUUCCAGUGUUGGUCCCAGAUGGCAAAAGUAUUUGAAAGCCUUCAGGCGGUACGCUAAUGCAAAAGGUAUCACUGAUGACGGUCAGAAAAGAGACUUAUUGUUGAAAUGUGGCGAUCGAAGGUUACAAGAUUUAUAUGACACCCUACACCCAGAAGACUCCGAGGAGGAAGAAGAAGGGGAUGGAGAGACAACUGUCAACCAAUCUGCUGGUGAAACAGGAGAUGGUGGAGGUGAAGGAGCAGCGCCGGUAGUGGUGAGAAACAGGUUUAAAGAGACCGUUGAAAUAUUGUCAAAGCAUCUUGUGGUGCAAGUUAACGUGCCGUUCGAGAGACAUAUGUUUAAGAGGCUACUGCCAGAGGCAAAUGAGCCUAUAAGCCGCUACAUCACACGGUUGAGAGAGAGGGCUGCCAACUGCGAAUUUAUAGAUGAGGAUGACCAAAUCAGGGACCAUAUUAUCCAUACAUAUGGGUCCACAAGUCUGCGUAGGAAACUCCUACAAACGGGAAAACAGCUGACAUUGGCAAAAUUGCAGGAGAUUGCUUGUGCCUAUGAAGCUGUGGAGACUCAGUUGGAAGAAAUGCGACCAAAUGAGACUGUCCAUAGAGUAACGGGUAAACCGCAAAGGGAUAAACCGAUUAAAGGUGACAAGGACCGGGUGUAUCGGAAGACACUGCGACCAUCCCAAGGUGUGUGUUAUAGAUGUGGACAAAGUGGACAUUACGGCAAAGAUGUAACUUGCCCGGCUAAAGGCAAACAAUGUCGUAAAUGUUCGAACUAUGGCCAUUAUGCAAAAAUGUGUAAAUCUAGUGACAGGACGUCGGACUCCUGGAAGCCGAAGAGAGGUAAAGUCCAGUUGGGAGGGGUACCAGUGAAAAUGGUUAUUGACUCUGGUGCCAGUGCAAACAUCAUCUGCCAGUCUUUGUGGGAGCAGCUGAAAGAAAAGCGGAUCAAGUGUGCGUCACAGAAAUGUACGAAACAACUCUUCGCAUAUGGAUCUAAAGUUCCAUUACCUGUAAUUGGUACAUUUCAGUGCACAGCAGUAGUGCAAAAUACACAGGUGAAUGCAGAGAUCAUGGUUGUGAAAGGAAGUGGACAGCCAUUACUAGGGAAGAAAACUGCAAAGCAACUCGGUGUGCUGAAAGUGGGACUGAAUAUAAACACAAUAGCAAGUGACAGCAUUGAGAAGGAAUUUGAAAAAUGCUGUACAGGGGUUGGUAAGCUAACAGAUUACCAAAUACAACUACAUAUCGAUGAGUCGGUACAACCAGUGGCUCAACCUGUCAGGAGAGCUCCAUUUGCGCUCCGUGACAAAAUCGACCAGAAACUGGAAGAACUGCUUAACAUGGAUAUCAUCGAGCGUGUAGAAGGGCCGACGCGCUGGGUAAGCCCAUUGGUGGUAGUACCGAAGCCGAACGGGGACAUUCGAGUGUGUGUCGACAUGAGGCAAGCAAAUAAAGCGAUCAUCCGUGAGCGCCACUACAUACCAACCGUGGAUGAGGUGCUACAUGAGAUGAACAACAGCAAGGUAUUCAGCAAACUCGACGUAAAAUGGGGAUAUCACCAAGUGGAGUUGAACCCGGAAUCACGUGACAUAACAACGUUCGUAACGCAUGCUGGAUUAUUCCGGUACAAAAGGUUCAUGUUCGGGAUAUCGGCAGCACCGGAGAAAUAUCAGCAUGUCUUAGAACAGGUUCUGGCCGGAUGCGGGGCCAGUAAGACGACGACAUUAUCGUUCAUGGAGAUACACAAGAACAUGAUAAAUGCAUGCUGA